Molecule: messenger RNA, 480 nt
Organism: Glarea lozoyensis ATCC 20868
Lineage: Eukaryota; Fungi; Ascomycota; Leotiomycetes; Helotiales; Helotiaceae
Product: RNase III
Exons: 2
Coding region: 1-480 (159 amino acids)
Biological process (GO): RNA processing
Molecular function (GO): ribonuclease III activity
Source: RefSeq, a predicted model, not a curated record
AUGAAUAGAGAAAGAUCAAUCGCCGGCGCGCAAGCUAUUUUGGAUUACACCUUCAGAAACCCGGAGCUGUGCUGGGAAGCACUCCAAGCAAAAGGCGCAGGAGGUUACCCGGAGGGCAACAAGCGGCUAGCUUUAUGCGGAGACGCAGUACUUCGACUUUUGAUUGUACAGUUGUGGUAUCCCACCGGAAGAACUGCUGAACAUGCUUCGAACGUGGUCGCAACAACGGCAUCAAACGACAACCUAGCCGUGAUUGGUAGACAGUUUGGGUUGCCAGUACUUAUCAAUAAGAAUCCAUCGCAGAAGGGGGAGGUUCCCGGGGUUAGGCAGAUUGCCGAUGCGGUUGAGGCUCUUUUGGGCGCUGCGAAGCUUGAUGGCGCAGAUGAGACUACACUUGAAGGAAUCAUGGGGGACACUUGGGUUGUUGUAAAAGAAUACACCUGUGGUGCCAGAGAGAACGUAAUGAUGGUGGUGACGUGA